This is a messenger RNA of Notodromas monacha, 547 nucleotides long. The record is from the annotation of a GenBank genome assembly. NCBI's taxonomy places the organism in Eukaryota, Metazoa, Arthropoda, Ostracoda, Podocopida, Cyprididae.
AUGGUCUAUUUCCACAAAGGAUCGCAAAUUGCACAGGUUGAGCUGAGACAGGAAACGCAUGCAUCCCAUUUUCCGACUUCGCAAGCUUGGAAACAGCUUUUAGUGGAAGGACAAAAUUCAUCGAUGCAACCCAGGCAUUUUGCUGCUGGCAAAUUCACGUUUUUGCCGUUGGACGAGGCAAACAUUGCGGCAAGGAUCAGCGUGAAGGCGACGAUGAAAUCAUUCAUUGCCUUUUUUGCCCUCGUCUGCUUUGUCGUCGUCGUUUCGGAUUUCACAGACGCAUCUCCAAUUCAAGAUUCUGCUGAAUCAAAGGAUAUUUGUUGUUUCGGUUGCGUCAAUUGCAAGACUGAACUGAACGAAAAUAAGGACAUUUGUUGCGACGUCUGCUACAUUUGCAAGGAUCAUGAAGGAGUCCAUCAGUCCGAUGGAUCUAAAAUGUUCCUGGCUCGCAUUUCAGCUCAGUAACGGAAAAUAAAUCGCAUACAUUUCUUGUGUCCAUUAUUCUCUCAAAUUUCGCGUACGAAUAAAGGCAUAAUCUUUCCAUCAA